This is a messenger RNA of Larimichthys crocea (large yellow croaker), 1305 nucleotides long. RefSeq names its product small integral membrane protein 15 (gene smim15). Lineage: Eukaryota; Metazoa; Chordata; Actinopteri; Sciaenidae. Bases 32 to 256 code for a protein of 74 amino acids. The transcript has a single exon. The record is from RefSeq and is a predicted model, not a curated record.
GUUUAAUUAAUCCUCAUCGUUGCUGAACAGGAUGAUUGACGUUCGGGCAUGGGCAGAGUAUGUGGUGGAGUGGGCUGCCAAGGACCCCUACGGUUUCCUCACCACUGUCAUACUGGCUCUCACACCUCUCUUCAUUGCCAGCGCACUGCUGUCCUGGAAACUAGCCAAGAUGAUUGAGGCACGUGACAGGGAACAGAAGAAAAAGCAGAAACGCCAGGAAAACAUAGCCAAGGCCAAGAGGACCAAGAAAGACUGAGCCUGUGAGGGUAGAAUGAGGGCGGGAAAAAACCACACGCUCAUAGCCCUCCUUAUUCCAAAAAAAAUGACACAGUGCCCUUCCUUGUCCCAGCCCUACUGUCAGCACAGGGCCACUACGCCUCAUGUCCGGGGUAGGAGGAGGGACACUGGCCCCACAGGCCUAACAGUGCUGAGACGGACAGUAUUGCCUGGAGGAGGCUCGUCCCAGUGGGACUUUGGUCAGCAAGAGCACAGUGGUCAUCUGUAUGAUGCUUUUAUACAGAGAUCCGCUGAUAAUAUUGUGCAGCUGUUGCAACACCUUGCAUUCCAUUGUUAGCAUCCAUGUUCUGCCGAAUUGACGAUGUAAUGAGCAUACUGGAACUUUUUCCAAGUCACUUGCAAAAUAUCCAAAGUACUACUUUCUAAUCAAUAAAGUUUUCAUGGUUGAUAAGAAAAUCUAAUUUCCUCUGUGUGGAGUUAAUAUUGGUUUGGAAAAAAAAUAUUGUAAAUGCUUUAAAUUCAGAUCACAUAAAAUUGCUCCUCCCCCUCAUGUUUUUAUUUUCUUUGGUUUUGUAACACUGAACCAGUGUUUAUUAGCCUUUUAUGCACAGAGUCUAAUGUUAAAGAGAAAACAAUAACGGUGUGACAAGUGGAUUCAGGUUAAACACUCCUGUGUCUGCAAGGUUCCACUCCUGGUUAGUCAGUUUGUAAAAUAAACUACAGUAUGAAGACAAAAGAGUCAAACAAGGCCAGAAGGAUAAAAGAACAUUUCCAAGGCACUGAAUAUCCCUCGCAGUACAGGAAGGUCAAACAUAAAAACAAAAAAUAUGCAACGGCUGUAAAAGACCAACUUGCUGCCAAAGGUGCCAUUAAAUAUUGACAUGAAGGGAGUGAACCGGGACUGUUUUGGCCAGGUUUUUAUUGUUAUGCAGACAACUAUCUUGUGUUUUAUAUAGUGUAUGCUCGUCAAUUUUUUAAAUCUCGAUUUGUGUUAAAUUUGGUCUAUUUAUUAGUACGAAAAACAAAUUAUUCACUGUGACUUGCUGUAAAAUAAAACAUUCAAAAGUC